This is a messenger RNA of Monopterus albus (swamp eel), 1141 nucleotides long. Its product is annotated as arrestin domain-containing protein 3-like. Gene Ontology annotation, biological process: protein transport. The record is from RefSeq and is a predicted model, not a curated record. Gene Ontology annotation, cellular component: plasma membrane; cytoplasm. The transcript has 6 exons. NCBI's taxonomy places the organism in Eukaryota, Metazoa, Chordata, Actinopteri, Synbranchiformes, Synbranchidae. Bases 269 to 1141 code for a protein of 290 amino acids.
ACGUCCAGGCUGCUCUGUUUGAUUGUUGAAUGACUGGAAUUGCCUCUUGCUCAGAGGUCAGUCUUGUAUGAGUCCCUACUCUUUCUUCUGUACACUGGAUGGCAGUAGGACCCUUUGGGCAGACUUCUAGAAGGGCGUGUCCUGGUCCACAUUUCAGCCGCCAGGAGGUCCUCGUAACACAUAGUAUACCGCGAAGACGCUUAGAAAGUAGUUGUGGGUUCUGUAUUUAUUUUACCUGUGUCAAUCCUACUUUGGCUCAUCUUCGACAAUGCCUUCAGUUAACAGCUUGACGAUUGUUUACGAAGCGCUGAAUGAGUGCGGGACGUUUUCGGAGGGAGACAACAUAAAUGGAAAAGUAACACUGGAUUUGCAAAAGGAAAUAGGAGUCCAGGCCCUGUUUAUUAAAAUUAAAGGAGAUGCUGAUGUCCGUUGGACUGCAAAGCACGGAGAUCACACCCGUACCUACUCUGCGCACACAAGAUAUUUCAAACUGAAAACGUUUUUAAUACCAGAGGCCUCAAACGACACAGUUGUUCCCCAAGGGAUCCAUGUCUAUAAUUUCAGCUUCAACAUACCACCAGAAAGCAUGCCUUCAUCCUUCAGGGGAUGUCAUGGGAAGAUCAUCUACAAGCUGGAAGCUGUACUGUCCAGGAGUUGGAGGAUAAACAAAACAGUAGAAGAGGAGAUACAUUUUGUAUCCAAGUCCUUUCCAAACUACCAUUCUCUGAUGUCACCCCAAGUGGGUUCAACAACCAAAGAGAUGGGACUUUUCACCAAAGGACAUGCACAGAUGGACGUGACUGUUAACAAGAGGGCGUAUGUCCCAGGUGAAACAAUGGUGAUUGCUGCAAAAGUCGACAAUUCCUCAUCCAAAGACAUGACACCCAAAUUCACUUUAAUCCAGGAUGUCCUGUACCUUGCCAACAGCAGUACCAAACAUAAGAGCAAUGUUAUCUUCAGAAUGGCUGGCAAAGGUAUUAAACCCCAAACACAGGAGGAGCUCAAGUGUGAAGUCAAAAUACCUUGUGAUCAGAAGCCAACAAUCCAAAACUGUGACAUUAUCAAAGUGGAAUACCAUUUAAAGGUAUGCAACAGUGUAAUAAAUCCACUGACAGAGCUAUUUUCACUUAAUUCUUUAUAA